ACCAUAUCAUUCAGAGCUGUCCCCAAUUCCCGACAUUUUCGUCGCAUUUCGAUACAGUUUUUGACAUAUUUUUCAUCCAUUCCGCCUCCUGGGGUUUCAUGUUGGGGAGGCAAUGGACUACAACUACUUGAACCAGCCGGGCAACCCUAGCCAGCAUCAUCACCCUGUCACCGAGUACAUGCACCCUUCAACCGCACACUCCCAGCAUGUGUUGUACCAGCAGUCCUUGCUCCCGCACCAGAUGCCCUACCCCGGUGGUAUGCUGCCUCCUGAAUUCAGGGGGGUCGGUGGUGGGCCCGAUCAGUGCUCUCAGGUUGCGGAAGUCGCCAGGAAUGAAAAUGUUGUGACUAUGGUGAGCGUAUCAGAACAAGAUGUCCACACGACACUCCUUCAGAUGCAAAAUGCUUUAUCAGGCAACAGCACCAUCGGAUACAACACACAAACCAGUGCUGGACACCCCCACACUUCAAGGUCACCACCAAAUAGACCCAGAACCCAACCAACUCAAGCCAUGGGCACUGCUGCACAACGCACCGCAACCAUCCAACCACAGGCAGCACCUGCAGAAGAGCAGUCAGCGCCGCAGAACCUGGUGGCAUCUGAGCAACCCGAGGCACCGGUAGAGUCGCAGGGUACCGGCAAUGAAGGGGAAGAACCGGAGGAGCCUCCGUUGGGUGGUCCUCUACCUGAGGGUUUGGCCUAUAGGAAGCUUGGCCCAAAGACGAUCUGCGUGGUGGCUGAUAGGGAGAUCCCUGCAGGGGUGCGCUUCGGUCCGUUCAAGGGUUCCUUUGGCAAGGGACCCAUCCACUUCAAUAACAUCUUAUCUUGGGAGAUGACCCUCGAGGGAAGAGUGGUCGGUUUCCUGAGUCCAGUCAAGGGUGACAAGGCUUGGACCACCAAAGUCAGAGCUGCCCAGCAUCUCGGGGAGCUGACCGCCGAGGCUGACCAGUACAACGGACGUAUCUACUUCACGACAAUCAAGGAGCUGCAACCCGGGGAGGAAUUCAAAGUGUUCUAUAGUGCAGACUACAGGGAGAGCUGCGGGUUCAAGAUUGGCCUCCAUGACCUCAAAUACAAUCAAGAAUCCAAAGGUUUCGAGUGCAUCUUCUGCCCGUGCCACUGCAGCAACCCAAAGAGCCUCUUGCGACACAUGAAGCUCUUCCACCACAAAGACAAGCGACCGGAAAUUGAUGUUGAAGUACAACAGAUGAAUGAGGAUAGAGAUUCUUCAGAAGAGAGAGAUGACAGGGAUGUGCUGAUCGGUGAAGGAGAGGAAGAUGUCAUUGGAGUGUCAUCUGGAAAGCGGUUUCCAAGUGAGGGACCUCUGAUCAUACAUGAGAAUUUCCAUCAGAAAUUGGGCAUUGGUGGAAAUGCAGGCGGAGAGGCAGGCAACAUGGAAGACUGCCUCACUUGUGAGAAAUGUGGCUUCAUUUGCCCCGACAAGGCAGCUCUAGAGAAUCAUGUACUUGGUCACAAGAAGGCACCCUUCGGAUGUGACGAAUGUGGACGUGUCUUCAUGUCACAUCAGGGCUUGACUGGCCACAAGAGGACAGAUCAUGGAACAGCCUCUAAAGACCGAUUAAAAAUCAAGCUGCGGGUACGGAGGAAUGGUUCUGGCAGGAACUUCUGCAAGACCUGCGGCUACACCUGUGCUGGCCCAAAGGAGUAUCAGAGCCAUAUCAAUGGGCACAAGCAGUAUCCCUUUGGGUGUCCCGAGUGUGGAUGUCUCUAUGAACAAAAAACUGCUCUCUUGGUCCACCUCAAGGAAAGGCAUAGUACGACCAGCGGAAAAGGACAACCAAUUCUGAUGUCUCUGAAGACGAAAGGUGGUGACAAGCUAAGAUGCUCUAAAUGUGGGUUCAACUGCCCUAAUGAAAACUCUUUCAACGUCCACAUGAAGAAUCAUGAUAAGGCUCCGUAUGGAUGUGACAUCUGUGGGCUGAUGUAUACACAGAAGCAAUUUGUCAUGCGGCAUAAACGUGCUAAACAUGGUAUACCCACCCCUGAGAAGCCUGUCUACAUGAGGCUGUCGCCACCAUUUUCUUGCACAGAUUGCAACAAGACAUAUGUCAAUCCGAAGAGCUUCAUGAAGCACCAGAAAGAGAAGCAUGGGUGGCCUGCUGAUCCUCAAGAUAAGUUAGGUAGUGCCAACGUACAAAGGCCUGGAGACUUUGAAUGUGACCUUUGUCCAGAGACUUUCUCAACACCGACAGCCUUUAAUUCACAUCUUCAAGAAGCACAUGGUAUUGAGCCACAUCCCAGUGACUUGAAGAAGGGAGGAGCCAAAAGGAGGAAUUCAGCAGCCCAGCCACAAGGAACUAGUGGGUCUUCAAAGGACACACAGGGCAGUGUUCUCGGGUCAACAAGAUGCUACAUCUGUGGCAAGACAUUCAUCAAGUACAGCUUCCUGCAUGAUCAUCUGAGGCAGCAUCAUGGCAUUGAGCCUUUGACCAGAGGUGGUUCUCAGGGAGCAGAGACAUCCCAGGCUAACCAGAAUGAAGAACAGAAUGGAGCACCCCUUGCAGAAGAACAAGAUAAGGGAGAGCAGAUUGACAUGCUUGGGAAACCUAUGGACUACUAUAACCGCCCUCGUCCUUUCAAGUGCAAGCAUUGCCCUCGAAGGUUUGUCUACCGCCAUCGUCUCAGACGCCAUGAGUACAAGGUCCAUCUAGGAGGUGCCAAAUUCAGCUGCAGCUUUUGCACCAAAGGCUUUGACAUGGAAAGUCAACUCUUGGUCCACGUGCAGAAGCACACCAACAACCGACCAUUCAAAUGCACCCUGUGCACCAAAUCCUUUGCCUCUCAGAGUGCUCUUGACAAUCAUCAGAAGGAACAUACCGGGGAGAAACCUCACAAGUGCGAUGUCUGCGAACGUGGCUUCGGCACCCGUAAACUAAUGACCAAACACAAACUCCGCGUCCACAGCAACAAGGAGAAGAAGUUUGUCUGCUCUUUUUGCGGUAAGAGAUUCUUGGCCGGUAAAGACCACAAGAUUCAUGAAAGGCGACACAAGGGUAUCCGGCCCUUCGUGUGCCUAUCCUGCGGCAGGGCUUUCAAGGACAAGCAUUGCCGAGAUGUUCAUAUGCGCAUCCAUACUGGUGAGAAGCCUUACGUCUGCAAGCAGUGUGGCAAGGCCUUUCCACUUCCUCACCGACUCACUGAUCAUAUUGUCAUGCACCAAAAGGAGAACAUGGAGCAGCAGGCAGCAGCCGCGGCGGAGGCGGCCUCGACUUUAACCAACCUACCUGUACAGCCAUAAUGCGAAGCAAUCAAGAAUGAUGUAGUAGUAACGUAGUUAGUUUCGAUAGAGAAUGUCUGAAAUUUGACAUUAUAGAGGGAAGAAAAUUGGCUUUUUUGUAGUGGGUUGAUUUGUUGGAGAAGGGGAUGGUGAGGAGGAGAAAGGGAGAGGAGAAGGGGAGGAAGAGGAGAAAAACAGCUCGAGGGGGAGGAGGAGCAGGAGAAUAGGAGGGGAGAAGAAUGAGAGGAGACAGAAGGAGAGAGGAGGGGAAGAAGAGAAGGGGAGGAAGAAAUGAUAGGACACACACAAAAAAGAAGAGGUAUAAGUGGGAAAGGGAGGAAAAGACAAGGAAGUUUAGUGAAAAUGAAGUUGCAAAAUAAGAAGCAACGUAGCAGGAUAACAACGGAAAGCAAAAGAAUUGUACAGUUGAUCCCUCAUUCAGAUGACACUGUGACAGAAGAUGAGUAUGACAAUUUUCUAUGGGCCUUUCAAGGCUAUAAUUCCACGUAGCUGUAUCAUAAAUUCUAUGCCUGAAACAUCAUUGUAUUUUGUAAUUUUCCUGUUGCAUGUACAUGUACAUACAAGUAGAAAGGUAUAUAUUCUGCUUUUGCAGCAAGUUAAAUCUUGAAAAUCAAGAAUGGUAUACCCUAAAAUUUUUAACAAAUUUUAAUUUCUAAAUUGGACCAAUUUGCCUAUUUGUUGUAUUUUGCAAUAUUUUGUCCUGUUCAUGUAUUAAACCAUUGAGGUUUCAUGUAAAAUAUUGUUUCCCCAAAAUUGCUUCAACACAUGAAUGUAUCUAUGCUUGUUCCUGAAUGGCUUACAUUCUUAUCCCCCCUCAAGUUCUUGCUAUUCAAUCAAAAGAUUGCAACGCAGGAAGUUGACACAACUCUAUUGAGUAUUCUAAAAAGAUAACAGAAUAUUUUUAUUCUACAUUUUUUAAUGAAUUGUAGCUGUCAAAUUCUGCAAGAUCAAGUGAACAGAUUGUAUGUAGCUGUAGUUGUAAACAUUCCUUUUCUUUACAAAAUUGAUUGCAUGAAUAAUCAUUGUAAAUGAUUUUAGUGUUUCAGGGAAAUUCAUUUUAAAGAAGAUACUAUAUCCAGUGAUAAUAUGAGGUGCUUGAUGUCUUUGGGCCACGUUGCAUAAAAGCUACCAUUAUAAUUGAAUAGCAGCAAAACCUUUAUAAUUUGCAUUGAAAACUAGUAGUACAGUAUUAAUCAAUAGGUGUCCACACUCCAGCAUCAGCUAUGACAAAGAAAUGUACGGGUCCAAUGGGCCGGCCCAUAGACUAUUGUCCCCAGACAGUUGGGCCCAUGAAAUGCUUUGUAGGAUCUGAUGCUGGAUACACGCCUGAUAAUGUGCGUCUGUCCAUUUCAUUUUUACUCUUGCCCAUCUACUGGUAAUUGCGAACCAGUAUGCCAUAGAUAUAACCCUUAUUAGUACAGACCUAAGGUCAUUAUUUUUGGAACAAAAAGGAGGCGCGUUAGCUCAGUCGGUAGAGCGGGGGACUCGUAUUCCGGUGACCCCGGUUCGAUUCCCACUUGGUGCGCUAGUGCCCUUUGGUAAGGCAUUAAUCCUCAGUACCAGGUCCUUCGGAGAGGACCUUAAGCCGUCAGUCCUCUGGUUGCUUGCUUACAAGCAUUCAUGCUUUCUUAGCAAUCAGGUAAAAAAUCACCACCACCAAUACCAAUCUCCAUACAAUGUUUUGACACAUUUCAACUCUUGCAGGAUCUGGGUUUGCUCUGAAAAAAAAAAUGCAUGUUGAUAUAAAUUAUUAAAACAUUUUAAGUGUGUAUCUUUCAAUGUUGAAUACAGUAUGUAUGUAUUGAAAAAAAAAGAAAUUGUUAUGUAAUUGUACCACAAUAGUUUAAGAGUUGUCUUGCAAGUUUGUAUAUAGGCAUGAUGUAUAUCGUUCAAAUUAUUAAUUUAGUUGCUGGAUUUUAGCACUUAUGUGUUUUUUUAUUCUCUGACAGAAAAUGAUAAAUGUCAAUGUUAAGUGGCAUUGAAGCUUUGGAAUACCAUAUAUCGUAUCCACAUUGGGGAGUUUUGCUUUCUUCUUCUUUUUCAGUAUUAUUCACUGACAAAUUCAUUCUCAGCCAAUGGCAUUCAAGCGAGCGUUUCAAAAGCUUAUAACAGUCAUAGGUGAUUCUGGUUUAUUGAAAUACUCUUGUAGUUUCAAAUGAUGGAGUUUGAAGAUUCUUAUUUUGCUCAUUUCUCGGCAGUUAUGCAUUUUCUUCUAGAGCUAUUUGGCACAUUUUAUUUCAUUUAUACAUAAAGAUACUUUAGUGGUAAUUUUAUUGGAUUCUGUUCGAACUCAUUUUGAUAUCGUUACCACAACUGGUAUUUAUCUUUAAAGGUCCUAUGACACAAAAACCAUCUUAUUUUGGAUAUAUAUCUAUUCUUGGGUAGUUUUACUUGAAAAAUACGAAUUUGCCAUCGGUUUCUGUGUACAACGAACCGGUGUUGAGUUAUUCCAUGGAAAUGAACUUCAACGGGAACGCCCACUAAAAUUUUCGAAAAGUCGGCCGAUCGACCUGUCAAUCAUCGUGACGUCAUCGAAAGAUAGCUUUCUCAGCUGUGCAGCCGGACCCCUAGUUAUUGCACAUGUAAAUCCACACGUGCAACCACAAUAGGCACUUCACGCACCAAACGUCAGCAACAAUCAGCAGAUUCUUUCCCUGACGUCAUAAUUGUCACGUGAUAUACGAAACCAAAUCGGGCUGAAUUUUUUGUGGGCGUGGCGAAUUUGGCUCAAUUUUAAUAUAAAACUGCCUUUGAAUCCGAUGUGGGAUGUUUUUCGGGUAAAAUUUUGAUGGAAUCGUUAUUAGUAACCACUAAGCUAACGAAUAAAUCAACAUCUUUGCUGUAUUUCAUAGGACCUUUAAGCUGUUAAUGCAAUUUUAUUAAACAAGUUUUACGAAAUAGGCCCCUAUUCCUUUUUAAUGUAUUUGUUAGUGUAAGACAAAAUAUAGAUCAUGUUCUUUAUUCAGUGCCACAUUCCAAAAAUCUUUUUGUUCUAUAAGCUACAUGUAUUGCUGAAUCACCCAUAGAGACUCUUGGAUCUGGAAUUGUUCACAGGAAAAAACCAUUAGUAAACAAGGCCACUAUGAAAUAAACAUGAACCUAUUUAUGUACAAUGCGUCCUACAAAAAAGGAGACAAAGUUCUUUGGUAGUUUUCUCAGCACAAGCAAAUGGUUUGAUAUACUAGUAAUGUCUGUAUAAUAUCGUCAAGUUCAUUGUUUAUUCAUUAUUUUGAUACCUUAUUUGACACACAGCUUACGCAUCAGUGGGUUUUGGAGAGUUUGGAAUUACGAUUUCAGUAUCAAGUUGUGCAGAAAAUUGGUCAAUAUUUAUAUUUAUGUAUUAUACAGGGGUUCUAAGUUAGAGAGGGAUGGCUCAAUAACGUUUCUUUGGUUCUUAGUUGUUUUUUUCACUGAUUAUGUUAAUGAGGGAAUGGAGAUUCAAGCACAGAUUCAUUGUUGUCAGACCUGUUUAUAUUGGUCGUAACCUACCAUAAGGGAUCCUCAGAAUUUUUUCUUGAAUGAAAGAAGAGAUUUUCUCAAGUGUUAAAUUUGAAACCUGAACAUAUUUGAAAAUAGGGAUAUUUAUCCCUGAAAGAGGUUUUCCUUGAUUCUAGGACGCAGUAUAUAUAUCAAAACUUUGCUUUUCUAUAUUGGUAUGGAAUAAGUGAAAUUCAAAUAGAAGAAUGAAAUAAAUGAGGCAUUUCAUCACUUUCUUAUUGUUUUGUUGGUUUUAAUUUUUGUUUCAAUGACAUGUGCAUAGUAAUUUGUAUAUUAUAUAUCAACUCUUAAGGUUUAAAUUCUGCUUUGAAGGUAAAAAAAAAAUCAAUUUAGGUGUUUAUGUUAUGUCCUGCUAAUAUUGUAUAUUGCAUCAACGAUUAUCAAAUAAAUGUAUGAUCUAGAUGAAGGUAAAAAAUA
This is a messenger RNA of Lytechinus pictus (painted urchin), 7174 nucleotides long. Its product is annotated as zinc finger protein 271-like. Gene Ontology annotation, cellular component: chromosome. Gene Ontology annotation, molecular function: protein binding; chromatin insulator sequence binding. Gene Ontology annotation, biological process: regulation of transcription by RNA polymerase II. NCBI's taxonomy places the organism in Eukaryota, Metazoa, Echinodermata, Echinoidea, Temnopleuroida, Toxopneustidae. Bases 113 to 3259 code for a protein of 1048 amino acids. The record is from RefSeq and is a predicted model, not a curated record. The transcript is spliced from 5 exons.